GCUUUUAGUAUUAACACGUGACAAAUGAAAUUACUAACAUCAUUAUUUUACUCAGAUUUUGGUAAUUCUUAUUAUUUAUUUUUAAUAACGGUUUUACUAUUGCUGUUAAAAAAAUGAAAUGGCUUAUAAUGAUACCCUUUAGAUCUUUUUGAAUCACAAGUAAAAGUACCAAAAAUUAAAUAUUUAUAGUUUUAUAAAUUAUAUGGUACCUUGUUUAUUAUAUUUACUUAUCAGUUCAAAAUUAGCAACUAAUAUAAAUGUGUGAUUUUAAUAACCAUUCUUAUUGUGCACUUUAUUAUAUAUUUUUAAAAAUUAAUAUUUUGUUACAGAUUAAAAGAACCAAAUUAAUUUGAAUUCACAAUGCCAAAUUUACCUCCCUUUUUUAAUGGAAAAAUCAGUGGUGUUUUAACACUAUCUGUAUUAGAUAUAUAUUGGUAUAAAAAUGGUAUAAAAAGUAGCCAUGUACAAUUUGAAUGGACUGGAAGUCAAGAAAAACAUAAACUUUUGUAAGUAACCAAAAUAAUUGUAUUAAAAAGUCAAUUGUAUUUUCUAGUGAUGUACAACAUUUUAAGAUAGUUUUGAUUUAAAUAUUACUUUUGAGAUUUUUAAAAAGCCAAAAAUCAAUAUUUAUUAAUUAGGAUUAUAAAAUUACAAACCUAUUUUCUUUUUUAUUCGCUGUGAGGUACCUAGUAUUGUUUAUUAUUUUCUUAAUAACUAAACCUAUUAAAUAAAUGUAAUUAUUAAUUAUUUAUUUCUAAAGUAUUGUGUGUAGUUUGAUCCUAUAUAUACAUUGUACAUAUUAUAUUUGACUACCUACUACAUUGUUAUAACUUAUAUAUUAAAUUAUAGGUUACCUACAUUUUUACCAUUUCCAAUUAAAAACUAUAAUUUGUUUCAAAGUAUGUAAAGGGUACUAUUUUAAUUGUGUUAUUGUCUUUGGUAUGUUUUGUUACCUUUGAAAUCUUUUAUCAUCCCAUGUAGGAACUAAUUAAUUUAUAUUAGUUUCAAUAACUAAUUAUCAAUUAUUUUUAAAACAUACACAAGUAAACUUCAAAUAAUAAAUAUUAAUUAUGUAAAUCUAGAAUUGUACAAAUCUAAGAGAAAUAUGAACUGCUACUUAUGACAGAAUUCUGUAUAGUAUUCACUAUUUUAUGGUUUGAAAACUAGUGUAGGUAUAUGUAUUAUCAUUGAUAGUUGAAUAGAAAUCUAUUGGUAAGUCUAAAAAGUCCACUUUUGAUUUUUAAACUUAACAAUAAGGCAACAUACAUUUUAUUACACAUUAAUAUCAAAUAUUGUUCACAAUAAUUUCAAUCACAUAUCAAAAUAUCAAUAUCAUUAUGCUACACUAAUAAUUUCAUUGUUUUUUGUAAUUAAUUAAGUAUAUAAAACAAUUGCAGGACAUCUCAGUUUGCUAGAAUGACUUAUGAUAUUCGAACUAGCUAUAAAUUAUUUUUAAACUACUUAUCAACAUCAACAUUAACAUGUUCAGUUAAAAGUUCUGAAAAUAAAACUAUUGCUCAUGCUACUAUCGGAAACUUAUUAAUGCUUGCUCAAGAUAAUCAACUGGUUAAAACAUUACCAUUGAUUAAUAAUGAGAAAACAGUUGGUAUUUUAAAAUUAUGUUUUAAUUUAAAAACAUUUAAUGACACAUCAUUUGACAAUGAUAUUAAAUUAUUAACACAAUUUGGAAUUAAAAAUGAAGUUUUAAAUAAUAUAAAACCACCAGUUAGUUCUUUGUCGUCUAAGACAAAUAGAAGCAAAGAAGAAUUAGCUAGUGAUUAUUUAAUGGGUAAUUAAUUAAUUAAUUUAUGUUUUAAAAUUAAAAAUAGUUUCUUUAAAAAACUUUUUAUAUCUUGAGUAAUAUUUAGGAAAAGAUAUGGCUCCUGAAGAAGAAAAGGAAGCUCUUAGUGCAUUAACAAUAAUGCCCUCUGCUGAAAGCAUAGUUAGUGCAGCUGAAAACAAUGGUAUUUACUCUACAUCACUGUCACCAUUAUGUGUUCAAGUAACAAAAAAAUAUAUUAAAUUAUUAUUUUUACUAUUUUUAUUGUUAUUGCUAUUUUAUUUAUGUGUAUGUGCUUGGUAAAAUAUAAUAAAAUAUGUAUGUUAAAUUUAUUAAAUAAUAAUAACUAGGUAUCUAUAAAUUUAUUAAUUAAAUACUUUUUAAAGUACAAACCGAAUAUGACCUUUAAUUAAAAUAUAUAUUUAAUUUAUUUCAGUAGGUACAGAAUAUUUGUGUUAUAAAUUUAAAAAUUUAAUUUGAGAGUCAAUCAUUAUGUUAUUAGAAAAUUAUUUGUAUUGAGUUGAGAGUUAAAAUUUGAAUACUUCUAUGUAAUUGCUAUACUUUAUUUGCCCGCUUUAUUAUUUUGGUUAUUAAAUCAGAAAAUUCAAAUGAUCAUUGGUUUCAUAAUUACAUAAAUGUGAAAUAAUUUAGAAAUUUAAUGUUUCAUUUUCUUGAAAAAUAUAACUUAGAAUACAAAAAAUAAAACUUCAUAAAUAAAAAGAACAUAUAGUUCCUUAUUUUAUUCUAAAUCUAAAAAUAAUAGGUAUUUCUACUAAGUUUACCAUUGAUAAUGGGCAGUAAUUUGUUAAAGGUAUUUAUAUUAAAGCACAAUGUUUCAAAGUUUUACAGUUUCUUUAAUCUUAACAUUCUAAUGCAAUGUUAGAGUAAAAUAAACAAGAUCUACAAAUGGAUUUCAUAUACCAUAAAAAAGGCUUUGGGCUGCCGACUACUAUUCUAGUGGAUUUUAAAAUUGUACAUAAGUGUAUAAUGUAAAAUUCAUAAUACAGACUAUAUUAUUAAUUUAAUACCAUUUUUAAGUAACAUUGCAUUAUAUUUUUAAUAUAUUUUUUAGGGUCAUACCAAAAUGAUGACAAAAAUUAAACCUAGCAUUCAAAAUAUAAAAACAACACAAGUAACUUUAAAGAAACCAUUUACCAAAUUACAUAGUAAUGAUCUAAAAAAAGACUUCUAUAAAAAAUCAUAUAAAGGUAAGACUAUUCAAUAUAUAAGAUCACUAAAAACAAGUGUUUAUUAAAUUUAUUCUUUUAUAUAAUACAUGGUUGAAAACACUUUUAGGUCUAGAUUAUUUAUAACAAAUAAUAUUAUCAAUGAAUCAAGAUUAUCUUGAAUNUAUAUAAUACAUGGUUGAAAACACUUUUAGGUCUAGAUUGUUUAUAACAAAUAAUAUUAUCAAUGAAUCAAGAUUAUCUUGAAUAAGAAUGGCCUUGUCUGUAACAGUGUGCUUUACUAUAUACAUUUUUUUUAAUGUUUUUAUAAUUAAAUAAAUUAAAAGCACCUUACCAUAUUAUAUCUGAAUAUAAAUAUCUUUAUAAUAUGUAUUAUUAUUUAUGACAUGUUUUAUUAUAUUAAUAUUACUAUAGAUUUUAUAUUUUUAGCAUCUGUACCAAAAGAUGAUGUAUACAUGCAUAUAUCAGUUCUUUCAAUUAAUGUUUACCGGACGGUUAAAUCACUCCAAAACUGUAAGUUUUGGCUUUUUUAAAUAUAUAUUUACCUUACAGAAGAUGCCUGCAUUUUGUUUUUUCUGUAUAUUCAAUAGACUAUGUAGCAAAUAUGUGUCUUUGUAUUUCCAAUAGGGGCUCAUAGACUUAAAAGUUGAAAUAAAUUACUAUUUGUUUUACUAUUUAAAUGAAAUUAAAGACGACAACACUGUCUAUGUUUUCACUGAGGAAUUUUUCAAUAUCAAAUUCCCAGAUAAUCUAUUAAUAUUUCAAAAUUUAAACUUGAUACACAAUUUUAUAUUUAAAAUAUAAAUAAUAAUAUUUGUUUUAAGUCUAUUAGAAUCUGAGUAUUAUUUAAUGUGAAAACAAAUCUUUGCUAUGUUGUCUAUUAAAUAUACAAAGAUGGCAAAUGCUGGUGUACCCUCCUCUUAAACAGAAUAUAUUUUUUAUUUUAUUAUAUUCAUGUUUAAACUUUAAAUUACCAGGAAAAAAGACACAAUUCAAAAAUGAAUACAUACAUUAUAUAUUAUAUAAUGUAUAUAAUUUUUUGUUUUAGAUAUUAAUAGUACUUAUAUUGUGCAAUGUCUUAAGGAUCAAGAACCAUAUAAAUCUUUGAGAUUUCUAUCUAGACAUGUUGAUGAUAAUGGUAACAAUAUAAUAUUAAAAAUUAGUUCAACCAAUAUGUUUUUUAAUUUGAUUUUUUGUUCUCGUUUGAAUAUAAAAGUACUUAUUAUUGUAUUUAAUUGUUACAUAUUAACAUAUUUUUUUAAAAUUUUAGUUGUGAAAUUUACAAAUUGUACUCUAUCAUCUCGCUUAGAAGGCUCUACAGUUAAAGGUGUUACCAUUAAAGCAUAUGUACGACUUCUUAGUGAAAGAAAUCCUAUAGUACUUGGUGAAACCAAAGAAAUGUUAGACUGGACUGGAUUUUCAACUACUUUAGAUGUUUCUCGAUACAUUAAAGUUCCUAUUUGGAAUAAUAAUAAAAUAACUGGUCAUUUGUCUUUAUCAUAUAAGUUUUCUAAAACAUUUACACUCCAAAAACAUGAAGAUAAUUUUUCUGAAAAACUUGUUGAAAAUAUAAUAGAAAUAGAAGACUCUGAAAAGGAACAAUGUAAACCAAUAGACAUUCAUAAGUCAGUUCAUACUAUAAAUAAAAAAAAAAAUGAAGAUCUCACCUCAUAUCAGAUGAAAGACCAGCAUUGUUUUUACAACCAACUUUAUCCUGAAAAUAAUAAAGAAAUGUCUGAAAGUCAAUUAUUCAUAGAUGAGUGGUCAAAAAAUAAAUUAAAAAUUGAAACAAAAGACCAAGGAAUUCAAACUAAUUUAAAAGAUCGUUCUUUUAACAAAUCUGUGCAAACUUUAAUAAAAACAUUUAAUAUUGCAAUACAAGUUAAUACUGAUGAAUUAGAAGAUCCGUUAGAUAAAGUAAUUUCUUAUGACAUACAGAAUAUAUUUCGAUGCACUCAUGAAUUCACAUUUUAUAUAAAAAAGAAAUUUAAUUCAACCUUUAAUUAUGUAACCUAUCAAUUUCCAGAAUGUGUAACUAAUAACAUGGGAAAAGGUAAAACUUCAAUUUUAUGAUAUAUUUUAAAUAAACAAAUACAUAUAUUUUUGUUUGUUUUUAGUUAUUAAGUGUUGUCGAAUGUUCAGAACUUUUGGCAAUACUAAUAUCUUACAUUUGAUAACAUUGCCCACAACAACUCCAUUAGAAACCUAUUUUUACAAUAAUUAUACAAAAUCAGCUAUUGUAUUAAAUCUUCAUCAAGUUCAUGAUUAUUCAUCUGGAAAAGUAAAUAAAAUAAAUGAAUCUAAUAUUAUAUUUUAUGUUUAAUUUUCAUCAUUAUUUUUAGGUUUUGCUACUAGUUUCUGAUUUAAUUGACAUUGCAAAUGAAUUUAAAACUUCAUAUGUUACCAAAAAUUUAGUUUUAAACAAUAAUUUAACUGUAGGAACCACAUCUGAUAAUAAUGUCCAUAUAAAAAUAAAUUAUAAAAGAGUGUAUCACUCACUUCCAUCUCCUGAAAAAUCACUUAAAGACCAGCCAUAUUCACAAAAGCCAAUGAAAAAAAAUCCUAAAGUUAUAGACUUGACUGAAUCAGGAUCUGAUUCUGAAGAUAUUUGUGUUAACAAAACAUACACAUUACAUAAACACGACACCACAUUUGCUGAAAAUGCUGUUGAAAAUAGUACUCAAACUGAUCCAGUACCUGUUAAAAUGUCUCAUAAUUGUAAAACUCAAACUGAAAAAGUUAUAGAGCAACAAUGCAUAACUAUUAAUAAUAAUAAAAGUAACAAAAUUGAAAUGAAAACUGGAAAUGCAACCCAAAUAGAUAAUUUUGUUAUUAUUGAAAAUCAGAAUAAAAAAAGUAUAAGACCAGAAAAUAAGAGUUUUGGCAAAUUAAAUGAUAUUAUUAAAGCAAAAAUAACCAUUAAAUGUGGAUAUAAUUUACCAAUGGUCAAACUAAAUGGUGACACUACACCUACAGCUCCAACAACAUAUAUAAUUAUGGAAUAUAAUAGUGGAAGCCAUUUAUCAACAUCAUCCGUUGUACAACAAACAAAUCCCGUAUGGGAGAGUGAAUGGACAAUUGUGCUUCCAAAAAAAAAAUUAAUAGAGGUGUGAAAAAAUAUUUAUUUUAUUAUCUAAUAAUUCAUAAUAUGAUGAUUACUUAUAUUUUUAAUUUUAUAUUUAUUAUUAUGGUAAUGCUAUUAUUUUAUGUCAAAUUUACUUAAUAAAAGUAUUUCAUUUAUAAUAAAUAUAAAUUUCACUCUGUAGAAGGAUUAAUUACACUUUAUACAAGUUUAUAGUUAAAAUAUUAACACUUUAAUUUCAUAUUACAUCUGGUUUUAGGAAAAAUGGUUAAUAUUAGAAUUGUGGUGUAAAAAAUAUAAAAAUGAAUAUGCUGGACAUGAUGCUAAGCGAGAUGCAAGACUCGGAUUUAUAUUAAUAGAUUUAUGUGCACUUGAAUAUGAUAAUAUGAAUCAAGCAUUUGGAUUAUAUGAUGUAAUUAGUGAAACUGAAGAAUGCCAUGGCCAGAUUAAAGUAUAUACUAAACUUUUGCCAUGCCUAAAUAUUGUAUUAUCUUCAAAAGUACGGUUUUUAAAUCUUAGGUUAUGAUUAGUCAAAUUGACUGUGCUGGUCCAAAAGUGAAUGACAACUAUGAUGUCUGUGUAUUUCAACCAUUUAAUAAAAGCCAAAUGAUUCCCAUCAAAGAAAAAAUUAUAAAUCAACCAACAUAUGACUCUUUAAGGUGAAUUUACAUUUACAUUUCUGAUAAAUAUAAAAUCUGUAUUCAUUUAUCAAAGGACUUGUUAAAAUAUGCCUCUCUAAAAUUAUAAUAAAAGCAAUGAUCAAAUAAUCAUAUUCCAUGAUUAUUAUAUAGUAACUAAUAGUAAGAGAUAUUUGUAUACAAAUAGUCUUUCAUUGGUUAUUCCCAUUGCUUUAUUGUAUAUUGAUAUAUACAGUAUUAAUAUGAUUUAAUAGUAAUCCCAAUUAUAGUUUUAAAUAAUGUUAAUACAUUUUUAAAUAAAUUUCAUGUUACAAGAAAUGAAAUUCCUGAAAAAAUUCAAACUGAAAAUAAUUUCCAAGAAGAAUUAAGAAAACCCAAAAAUCCUAUUUCAGUAAACAAUAGAAAAAUUGAAUAUAUAGAUAUAACUGGAGAUUAUCCUCAAAACAUCAGCAAUACGAUAUUAAGGCAUACUAUUGCUGAAACUAGUUUAAAAAAUUGUUAUUUAAAGAAUGAUAAUGUACUUGAUGUGGGCACUUCUAGUUCAGUUACAUCUUGGACAAGUUCAUCAGAUGACAUAUUGUAUUCAAACAAUCCUCAGGUAAUUAAAAACUUCACUUCAUAUAAUGCUAUAUAAUUUUAAGCAAUUGAUAAUUCGAAAUAUGUUCUAGCAAUAUUGUUAACAAUAUAUUUUUUUUAUAAUUGCCUAACUUUUAAAUUAAUUUGUCUAAUUAAUCUUAAUUCUUUACUAUGAGAUUCUAUAUAUAACAAAGAAGCUAUACAUUUUAUAUAUUUUACUUUUACAGUUAGUAAAAUGUUCUGAUUUUUUUAUGUUAUACCUUAAAAAAUGUAAAUUUGUAUCCUUUAUUUUAAUUUACAUUUUCUCUCAUGUAGUCUCGCAAAUGAAUCUGAAAUCAAGAUGUUCACACUUAGGUCAUUUUUUGUUUAAUUUUUAUUGAUUUUUGUAUUAACUUUGUAACAAGGAAAAAACGUCUUCAAUUACAUAAAAUGUAUAAAAUAAAUUACCUUGUGUAUCAGACUUACCUACCUAUAAUAAUAGCCUACUCGUGAGCAUUAUCAACUUUUUCUUCAUUUUAUUAUCAUACCUACUUCAUAAAUAUUAUGUAUUUUGAACAUAGGUAAAUCAGUAAAUGGAUGAUCACAGUGGUCAACCAUGAAUCAAGGCAAAUUACAGAGACCAAUUUUAUGUCAUGAAACUUAUAUUAGCCCUUUCUAGACUUUUUUCAAUUUUCAAAUCAUUAUGGCAAAAUUUGAGGCCUUUGCAAUUGUGGUUUUGUUUUUUUUUAAAUUUUAGUUCAUGUGGAUAUAAUUUAUGUGGCUCCUAAUAAUUUUACUCUCUAUUUUUAUCAUAAAUUGUUCCAAUGGCCGAAUAAAAAUAUCAAUCAUAUAGUUACAAUUUUUUGUUAUAAAUAUUAAGUUCAAAUUUUUAAAUUUCAACAUUUUAAAACAUUAUUUUGUUUGAGCAAUAACUUAUUGUUGUAUAUAAAUAUAAAUUAAAUUACUUUAUGUAUCCUACAUUUUCACCAAUAACAGUGACACCAUCAACAGUAUCAGGUAUUUUUUUCCUUUGACUAUAAUAUAUUUAUUUAUUUUAUAUACAUUUCAGAUUGUAAAUGAUAUUCUAAGUAGUGUAACUAAAUUGAAUAGAAUAAAACAAAUUAUUCGAGGUUAAGUAGUCUUAAAUAAAUGCUAUCCUUGUAAGAUAGGUAGUAUUUUAAUAUUAUCAAUUUAUUUUAAUGAGUUUAAUAAAUGUUCGUC
Messenger RNA from Cinara cedri, 8463 nucleotides. The record is from the annotation of a GenBank genome assembly. Lineage: Eukaryota; Metazoa; Arthropoda; Insecta; Hemiptera; Aphididae.